AUGGUCGGGCACUUGCGUAGGGCCGUCGUCAGCUGUCUUCUUUUGAUCAGUAUCAUCGGUACAUUUGCACAAGAACCCGAACAGGUGGAGGUGACACUAACUGCAAGUGACGACGGCAGUGUACAAAGCAGGGACAUAUCCUCCCUCUUCGAUGAUUUGACGGAUGUCCGACACCUGCGCGCAAUGAAUCAUCUGGGGGGAAGCACCAAUGGCAUUCCUGACGUAUAUCUCAAUUACAUGGAUAUCGAACCGUUGAGGCAACUCCUCGAGGGAGUCGUGGCCCCCCCAGUGAAAGUCUCUCCUGGUCAACGGUUCGAGAACGCCAUAAGGCUCAUGACGUGGGAGAACACGUCAGUAGUGGCUAUUCUCUGGUUCUCCGUCAUUGGUGUGCUGGUCUCUAUCGGUCUCGUGAUGCAGUUUACUCUUCUGGGAAUAAAAAUGUGUCUUCGAAAGUGUUCGAAGAAAACCGCACUUCCCCUGGUAUCGCGAACAGUUUCCUCGGCGACACCGGCAGGGACGAAGAAGGCGUAA
Messenger RNA from Neospora caninum, 531 nucleotides. RefSeq lists its product as hypothetical. NCBI's taxonomy places the organism in Eukaryota, Apicomplexa, Conoidasida, Eucoccidiorida, Sarcocystidae. Bases 1 to 531 code for a protein of 176 amino acids. The transcript has 4 exons. The record is from RefSeq and is a predicted model, not a curated record.